AUGGAAAGGAUGCUACCAGAAACAUCAGUAUCUAUAAAGCUGAGACCUGAAGCUAAAGCCCUGGUAGCGUCACUCGGAUCAUCAUUUUCUGAAUUUUCCGUUGAAGGUGAUUCCCAGGGCAAAGGUCUCAAAGGUCCUCCUUUCACUUGGUCUAAUAACAGAUCAAAUGAUUCUCUAGUUAUGGAGAAGCUUGAUAGAGCUGUGGCUAACUCCAAGUGGAGAGUCAUUUUUGAGGAUUCCAUUGCUAGAAACUUAAUCAUCAGAGCUUCUGAUCACAGCCUGAUUGUUCUUGAUACCUUUCCUCCCAAAUUCAGGAUUUGUCGAAAGCUUAGGGUUGUCCAACAUAAUCUAAAAUCCUGGAAUACAUCUGAAUUUGGUUAUGUCGAAGAUUAUAUUAGGAAGCUAAAAUCUGAGCUUGAGCUCCUUCAAAGCAAUCCUCAUGAUCCCCCUACUUUUGAGAAAGGCCAUCCACUGCUAAGUGAAUUAGAUCUAAACCUUAAGAGGGAAGAAAUUAAAUGGAAUCAACGUGCUAAAGUGGACUGA
This is a messenger RNA of Telopea speciosissima, 543 nucleotides long. RefSeq lists its product as uncharacterized. The record is from RefSeq and is a predicted model, not a curated record. Lineage: Eukaryota; Viridiplantae; Streptophyta; Magnoliopsida; Proteales; Proteaceae. The transcript is spliced from 3 exons. Bases 1 to 543 code for a protein of 180 amino acids.